UGGAGAGGUUCUCGUUUCCACAGCAACGAUCUGUGCGUUCUCGACCACCACCCCUUUUCUCGGCGAGGGCAGGGCUUGGCAGCCCCAUGUAAGGGUUACGGAAAUAUAGAAGAAAUCAGAAAUCCAGAUUUUAAUUCUUGCAGUGAAUCCAGAAAUGAGGCGGCGGCGGCCCUUGAAUUUAGGGGGCAUCAUUUAGGGGGAAUUUAGAGCCUCUCAGCUCAGCCUGGAGGUGGUGAGGGGCUGAACUGCGCCUAGAUCUAGUGGUAGCGAGGAAAGGUUCCCAGAUCAGCGACCCGGGAGCUGUGUGAUGUUUGAAGAAACGGCCCCUGCCUUGGACUGCGAUGUUCCCAUCACCUGCUUGAUACGUACUUCCGUUUAUUAACGGCAUCGUGCAAGGAUGUUAGCCAAGACAGACUUUGGAAAUUGAGGCUGCAGUCUUCCAUGAGAAUCUUGGCAAGACAUCUGGGCAGCUAUGGCUAAAGGAGCCACAACAGCAACGUCUGAGCCGCUCUUCUCCUUUGGAGUCAUAGCAGAUAUUCAGUAUGCUGAUCUAGAGGAUGGCUAUGAUUUCCAGAAAAUACGGAGGAGAUACUAUAAGCAUAGCUUAUGCCACCUCCAGAAUGCAGUUGAAGACUGGAACGGAACACAGGUUCAGUUUGUAUUGCAGCUUGGGGACAUCAUUGAUGGCUUCAAUGCCCAACAUAAGAUGUCAGAGAGCGCUUUGGAAAGAGUCAUGGAGGAAUUUAAGAAGCUCAGGGUCCCAGUCCAUCAUAUAUGGGGCAACCAUGAAUUCUACAACUUCAACAGAGAUUAUCUAGCACAAUCUGUGCUAAACACCAAGAACUUACAAGACCACACUUUGCUUAGCAAUUCUAACAGAGACCAGAGCUCCAUUGGAGACACCCCUGCAGAAAAUUAUUACGCUUAUCAAUUUUGUCCAAUGUCUAAAUUUCGAUUCAUUCUCCUCGAUGCUUAUGAUUUAAGUAUUCUGGGCAGGGACACAUCUACCAAAAAGUAUCAAGAUUCUUUACAUCUACUGCAAGAAAAAAAUAAAAACGAAAAUCUGAAUAGUCCUAUAGAUCUUGUUGAGCGUCAGUUUGUACAGUUCAAUGGAGGAUUCAGUCAAGACCAGCUGGAUUGGCUUGAUGAAGUUCUUACAUAUGCUGACAGUAAUCAAGAGAGAGUUGUGAUUGUAGGGCACCUACCCAUUCAUCCAAAUUCUUCAAACGAUAUCUGCCUUGCUUGGAAUUAUAAAGAUGCCCUUACUGUGAUCCAUUCACAUAAAUCUGUGGUGUGCUUUCUUGCAGGCCACCUCCAUCGCGGUGGUUACUGUUUAGAUUCUCAUGGAGUCCAUCAUCUUACUCUUGAAGGAAUUAUAGAAACUCCUCCAGAAAGCCAAGCUUUUGGAAGUAUAUAUGUCUAUAAUGACAGAAUGGUAUUAAAAGGAAGAGGAAGAGUUCCAGAUCGAGAGAUGUAUUACAGAGAUAACUGCACUCUGUUUUAAAUUGUACUACUGUUUUAUUAGCCUAGAUAGGAACUGUUUUAUACAUUUUUUUUUACUCUAAAGCUUUGUUUUUAUGUUAUUGAUUACAUGCCAAAAUCUGUUUUGACAGGUAGCAUAUAAAUCCAUAAAUUAAUAAAUAGGCCCUAAUAUGAUGCAAUGUACCAUGGAUUCUGUAGUAACUAUUUGCCUGAAGCUCAUUGCAAUAUCUGUUAUACCUGUAGAAUGAGGCUUUCAGAUUCAAGCCUGAUGGGCAAACUAAUAAAUGUCAGCACUGGCUCAGAGAUGUGAAGAGUGAAAAAUAAUCAAUUACAUUUACAUUGGCAAGCUUGAAAUAAAAUUAAUUCG
Messenger RNA from Elgaria multicarinata webbii, 1849 nucleotides. It is a transcript of the gene ADPRM, whose product is annotated as ADP-ribose/CDP-alcohol diphosphatase, manganese dependent. The transcript is spliced from 4 exons. Gene Ontology annotation, molecular function: ADP-ribose diphosphatase activity; CDP-glycerol diphosphatase activity; 2',3'-cyclic-nucleotide 2'-phosphodiesterase activity. NCBI's taxonomy places the organism in Eukaryota, Metazoa, Chordata, Lepidosauria, Squamata, Anguidae. Bases 473 to 1504 code for a protein of 343 amino acids. The record is from RefSeq and is a predicted model, not a curated record.